UCAUCGCUUUGGCUGCGCGGGCAGCGGCACGACUCACUCCCGGCGGCCGGCAGUUGUUUUCCAACGUUUUCCGCGGCUAGACUGUGGUUGGUAUCCGAACGGUUAGUUGUGACGAGUGCGUUACUGAUAUACUCUUCUUCGAGUGCCUAGUUUUCCGAUUAGAUUUCAAAUUUUAAAAAGCUGCAGCCCGAACUUAUAUAAGUUUGGCAAGAAAAUAAGUAAAGUAAACGAAAAUUUGUUGAUCAAGGAAGAUUAGAGAAUCAAGGCAACUUUAACAGGUCACAAGUCCGGCGGCGAUGCAUCCGGCAUUCCGUUUAAGCCAGUGACAUGGCAACGUUGUCGUCAGCUUGCAGCAGUUACGUACGCCAGCAACCCGGACAACCUUUAAAAACGCUAAACGUCACGAACGCCAUUCUUCGGACGGAAAAAGGACAGGCGUCGUCGUACCGGCCACAAUGCACUGCGAAACGAAAGAGUGCCGUAGAACUAUUACAAGAGACAAAAUCGCUUUACGUCAAAUCGGAAACAGUGCUCGACAGGAAACAAGAACUCAGAAGGAGUCUCCGAAGCAGCGGUUCUUCCGACAAGGGUUCAUCAUCACAUGACAUAGCUUCCGGUUGUUAUAAUUAUAAAGGUAACUGCUGUAAUUGGUCGAGUGGAAGCUUUACUUGUCUGCCGCCACCUAAAAGCCCUCGACUAGUAGCUGGAUGUCAAAGAAAGUCCACAGCGGACUCACAACAACUACAAAACGAUCUCAGACGUCUAUUGAAUGCUGACUCUAAAGAAAACUUAUUCGAAGCAACUUCGGUGUUCCUCGACGAUGUCAUCGUUCCCCCUCCCGUGCAGUACCGCCGAUCGGUAUCGCAUAACCAACAGCAGCAACAGCAUCAACCCUGUUGUUGCGGAGCAUCAACCGCUUGCCACAAAUCACUUCCGGAUCUCACUGAUGUCACAACGGCCACAGAAACGAUUACGGAUGUGUCAACGCCGGCAGUGGCAGCCGACCCGAUCCGACGUUGCCGUCGUUCAGCGUCUUCGGGAUCUGUGACUGUAGGAGACGAUGAUAACGAUGAUGGCGACGAUGAUAUAUUCGAAACCUACUGCAACAUACCAUCUCCUCAAGGAUUUGGAAACAAGUCCAGACAAGACGAAACGGACGCGGUCACCAACGUAACCUCUUUCCCGGAUUCAUUGAGCCUAACCAGUUAUAAAACGGAUGCCAGAUGGCAACAGUCUGCUCACGGAGGGACCGGAAGUUCGAUCGAAGAGGAAAAUGACGACAAUGUCGGUGGCGUUUCUCCGCGCUCGUCCGCAUCGCCCGUCAAGUCUACCGUGUCGCAUGGCCGCUGGCGUGCACAGACCGCUGAAGCGGCGAUCGCCGGACAAGAACCGUCGUCGCCGCCCGCUGUUCCAUUACGUCGACAUCAGUUGCCGACGGCGACCGACGAGUUCCGCGGCCGGCCGAUAUUGCGUAGCAAGUCGGACGUGGGUCACCGGGCGCCAAAUUUGCUAAGUCUAUUGCCGACGGCGGUGGCUAAGGCCGACGAUAGACACGAAUACGAUCCCAGUCAGUUGGAGAAUUUUUUCGGUCAUCUGGGCCUCGAUCCCGAAGAGUACAAGUGGAUCAUAAAAACCGAUUCAGAGACGGGUUCACAGGUAUGUUUCGGCGACUCUAACAGCUCGGUGGGCUCGGUGAGCGGCGGCAGCAACAACAACAACGCAAACACUGACGGACUUUGGGUAGGCGGUGGUGUUCGAGGAGACGCCGAUGGUUGUGAGGCAGGAACGGGCGGACCGAUUGGUGGUUAUGCCGGGAAAUCCGGUGGCGGAUCGUCCUCAUCAGAACUGCCGUCUAUCGUCGAGCGAAACGCCAGGAUUAUAAAAUGGUUGUGGAACUGCCGGAAAGCGAACUUGCAACAGACGUUAUUGCCAUCGACACCUUCCUCGACUUAGCACUCUGUUUAUGCAGCUUAAAAUAUGAACGCAAAAACCCAAGCUCCCUCCCCGUUGCACUUUCGCCGUAUCCUCCCAGUGAUCGGCUUAUGGUUUCGAUUCUGACGUAAUUUACUACUUAUAUUUAACCACCAAUAAACUCUACUUAUAUUUACAGAUCGACAUAGUAAAACGCGGUUUUCAUAUAAUAUUAUUAUAUUAUAUUCCAUAAUACUAUUUAUAUAUGUAUGUACCUAAUUUAAAUUUUACAAUAAUAUUACGUGAUAUUAGAAAAAAAAUUACUCUUACGGAUUAACCGAGUACUUCCGUCUCAUAACUU
This is a messenger RNA of Melanaphis sacchari, 2272 nucleotides long. RefSeq lists its product as uncharacterized. Bases 328 to 1953 code for a protein of 541 amino acids. NCBI's taxonomy places the organism in Eukaryota, Metazoa, Arthropoda, Insecta, Hemiptera, Aphididae. The record is from RefSeq and is a predicted model, not a curated record. The transcript has 9 exons.